GGGUCUGCUGAAAUGUUGCGGGAGUGUUUUCUCCUCUGUUCCUAUUGGUCGACCAGUGCACCACGUGGUCGGGGAGUCACGCGCUUUCCAGGAACCCGUCAGGAAGAAGAAAAACAAAACAAACCCGAGAGAGCUGUAGCAGCGUGUGGACUCCAUUGAAAAGGGACCCUUCUGUCUUCAAUGCAGGAACUUACACGAAGCGAGAGACCUGAAGCAUACAGAGAACCACACCAGACCACAACUCACCAGACGAGACCCGGCUUGAGCUCAGUUACUGACCCCUACCCUGCCCCCCUCCCCCUAGCCGUUCAGGCUACGUCCAUCGACAUUCUGUGAUCAGCAGCAAUUUACUGUGCUGAUCAGAAAACCUAGACCACUGGGACUGGAUAGGAGACCCAGAGGUUCCCCCCACUGGAGCUCUAAGCUGUGCCUGGCAAUGCCUCAGCCCAGUGUCAGUGGGAUGGAGCCUCCCUUUGGGGACGCCUUUCAGAACUACUCAUUUGCUGACCAGGCCCUGACCAGCACUGACCUGCUCGCCACUAGCUCUGACCCAGAUUUCAUGUAUGUACUGGACAGAGACAUGACCCACCGGCAGAGCCCCUGUGGGGACAGCAUGGUGGGGGUUGGGGACGGAGGAAAGGAAGUGGAGGGUGGCGUGGAUCAGCUCAUGGGUCUGGGCGAGUGCGAGACGGUCCACAGCAGUUCAGCAUUCGAACAGUGGGACUCCUACUGGGAAGACCUUACCAGAUACACACGGCUGGCCAGCUGUGACAUCUGGGGCACCAAAGAGGUGGAUUUCCUUGGACUGGAUGACUUCUCAAGUCCCUACCAAGAUGAGGAAGUGAUUGGUCAAACCCCAACGCUGGCUCAGCUCAACAGUGAGGAUUCGCAACCUGUGUGUGAGGCACUCUACCCUCCUGCUGACCUGACACUGCCUCCCCCUCAGCCUCAGUCUCAGCCCUCCCAGCUUCCCUGUCACAGUAAGAGAUCCCAGAUUCCAGGACAAGGAGCCGGGUCUGCACGGCCCUCCCAGAGCUCUACAUCGUCUUCUCGUCCUUCCCGCAGCCUUCUCCCAGACUUCCCUGAAGUCUCCCAAAAAGCCACCAGACCUGUCCCCUCCAGCACUGACACUAUGGCCAAGACCCAGAGCCACCUCAGACAGGAACACAACCAAGUUAUAGGCAAGCCCCAAGGGCGAGGAACCAAGAUGAUAGCGCCUUCUUCCCAUGGCUCUGACUUUGUGCGGAAGGCUAAAGUCCGUGUGAGUGCUGUGCACAAAGCUCAGCCUGAUAUGCCCUCCCAGACAGAUUUUGAGAGGUCAGAUCCUCCUCUACCUCUCUCUCAGCCUCAAGAUGAGAAGGCUUCCACUUUAGCCAAAGUCACUUUGGCACUUCCUGGAGCUGCAGCCGGUGGCUCUGGAAGCCUGACAAGCUUUGAGAGGAGGUCAGAACGAACAGGGAGGAGAGAGAUGCCUGUAGGGUGGUCUGCCCCUGUGCCUCAAGUAAUCGAAGCGAGCCAGACCCUGGAGGGCAGCACCUCUGGCCCGGUGACCAGCAGCAAUAUUGUGGCUGGAGCUAGCAGUGGCAGCGACGUUCUGGUCGUAGAGGGCACAGAGAAGAGCAAGGAGGAGGAGCACAACUACUCUCUUUUCCUGACCCGCAGCAGACUGACUGCCAGAGCCCUCUCCCAGCUGGAGGAGGAUGAGGAAGAGGAGGACGAGGAGGAGGCAGAGGAAGAAGAAGGUGAUGGGCUGGAUCUGGCCGAUGAAGAUCACGAUGAGGGUUUUGGCAGCGAGCAUGAGCUAUCUGAGAAUGAGGAGGAGGAGGAGGAGGAGGAGGAGGAAGAGGAUGAAGACUACGAAGCAGACAAGGACGAUGACAUGAGUGACGCCUUCUCUGAGCCAGGUUGCGACAUGGAGCUGAUGGACGACAUUAAAGGCCUGACAGCCGGAGUCUCCAGCCGGAAGAGAGGCAAGCGUCGCUAUUUCUGGGAGUACAGCGAGCAGCUCACCCCCUCCAAACAGGAACGCGUGCUUAAGCCGUCUGAGUGGGACAGACAUACGCUGCCUAGCAACCUGUACCAGAAGAACGGGCCUCUCCAUGGAAAAUACAUGCUGAAGAAGUCACGCCGCACAGAUGUGGAGGACCUGACUCCUAAUCCACGCAAGCUACUGCAGAUCGGCACCGAGCUCCGCAAACUGAACAAGGUGAUCAGCGACUUAACACCGGUCAGUGAGCUGCCGCUGACAGCACGACCACGGUCCCGUAAGGAGAAGAACAAGCUGGCGUCCAGAGCUUGUCGUUUAAAAAAGAAGGCCCAGUACGAAGCAAACAAGGUGAAGCUCUGGGGACUCAGCACAGAGUACGAUCGCCUGCUGUUUGUGAUCAAUGCCAUCAAGGAGGAGAUUGUGGCACGAGUUGAGGACUCUUCUCCGCGUCCAACCAACAUGACUGACACACUGGAGCGGCUCAUCCACGAGACACUCGUGGCAUCACCUGUUGCUGGGCAGACUUCGGACUUCGUCAACAAGAUCUUGGAGAACACAGGACACGGCGAUCCCACCGGCGGACUGGUCGGCCUGCGAGUCCCCACCUCCAAAAUAUAGCCACAGCGCAGUCCACUGAGAGAAGUGGACUUACACAUUACCACCGUGCUGUCCCAUUGUAACUAUGCUCCCCGCUGCAUGCCCCUCCAACCCAGAGUACAUACACAUUGUUAGUUGCACAGACAGACAUACCACUCCCUGUGUGUAUGUAUGUGUGCUUGUUUUAGCCAUGCACUUGUAUGGCACACAUCCUAGCUUUCUGUCUCUGCACGCCGUGUGCACAGUCAGUACAUCACUGUCUCCCAACCCAUUGUGAACGACUGUUGGGAAAUGUACUUCUACAAGCAAGUGAUAGUUCGGUGUAUAGCUAAGAGCACAUCCUAAAUCCACUGGCAAUUAUUAGAUGUGUUUAACAUAGCAGUGUGUAGGGUUGGUUCUGUUGGAGGUCUGCUUCCAGGGCUGUGACGGUCACACGAGUGCAACCACUGGAAUAUUUUCUCACAAUUUGUUUGAGGUUGUAAUGAUAGAGGAAGAACUAUUAGGAGCCUGAGACCAUCAAAGGCAGAAAGACUUCCAGUUAUCAUUUCCUAGAAGAGGUUCACCUCACAUGGCGACAGAAUGAACUCAUGGAUGAUAAAUUAACCCAAUCAAAAAAGCACUUUGAAAACCGCUUUGGUUGCAAAGACAGCUGCUGAGAAGAAAGCAGUGUGCUCCAAGGCGUUACAGGGUGGCAGGAAAUAUUUUGUAUUGAAGGCCUAAAUAUGUUCAUGCCAUCCCCUCUCUGCCAAUCAGCUCUGCUGUUAAAAUGUAGGAGUUAACUCUUAGCAAAUUAGUGCAUUAGAUAGAAGUUCAAAUUUAAAAUUUAAGUGACAUUCUUGCAGCAGGCGCAGGAAGCUGGUGACAAUAAUUUACACAACAAGCGUUAGUUGACCAGAGAAAGCGCGCAUAGUUUGGUGCUUAUUAGCCUUGUGCUGGUUAGAACUGGACUGGACGAAAUGGGUAUUUUGCCAGUAUGGGAGCAGACUGUGAAGAAGAAGAUGAUGAAGACGAGAUAAACAGUGAUCCAUCUCUUCUAGGAAACUGUACAUAAAAGUGUCUCCCAGUGAAAAAUGGCACAGGCUCCCCAUUUUUGUACAGUAGGGAUGAACAGGCUAACAAUUUGGUAUGUUCAUACUAGUGUUUGAUCAGAGUUCAAUUCAUUGUGCCUUGUUUAUGUAUGUGUGUUUCUGUAAGUCUGACUGUGUGUGUGACAGGGACUGUACGAGAAGAGGUGAUUGGUCAGAGUUCCCGGUGGUCCGGUGUAAAAGAGGACUGCGUUACACUGAGGGAGAUUGUUAGUGAGAGUGAGGAGGGAGACACCUGUGGGGUUUGUCGUGUAUUUCAGUUGUUUAAAGAUAUUCUGAAUGUACAUAAAGCAAAUGGAAGCUCUCGUUGCGUGAUGCCACAGAGUCUGUGUAUAUAGGAGGGCUCCGCAAUAGAUUACUUAUGGUUUUUGGUACUUUGUCUUUAGGGAUUGGGAAAGGGUUAACUGAUAUUUUUGUUAGUUACAAAAAAAAAAUUUGCACACUAUAUUUUGAUUGUUUUUUGUACCAAAGACACAUGCAACGAAAUGGCGACCAGCCAGUUAAAGUAAGGUUUUGCACAGCUUACCUGACGCCGUAUUGAAUGUAAGAAAUGUGGGAGGGUCAGGGAACUUAAUAGAACUGUGAAAUUAGCUUGGGUCCAAUUCUGUACAGAAAAGGA
This is a messenger RNA of Monopterus albus (swamp eel), 4288 nucleotides long. RefSeq names its product creb3 regulatory factor (gene crebrf). Gene Ontology annotation, molecular function: RNA polymerase II transcription regulatory region sequence-specific DNA binding; DNA-binding transcription factor activity, RNA polymerase II-specific. The coding region runs from base 437 to 2605 and encodes 722 amino acids. Gene Ontology annotation, biological process: regulation of transcription by RNA polymerase II; response to unfolded protein. NCBI's taxonomy places the organism in Eukaryota, Metazoa, Chordata, Actinopteri, Synbranchiformes, Synbranchidae. Gene Ontology annotation, cellular component: nucleus. The record is from RefSeq and is a predicted model, not a curated record. The transcript has 10 exons.